This is a messenger RNA of Microstroma glucosiphilum, 252 nucleotides long. RefSeq lists its product as hypothetical. The record is from RefSeq and is a predicted model, not a curated record. The transcript has 2 exons. Lineage: Eukaryota; Fungi; Basidiomycota; Exobasidiomycetes; Microstromatales; Microstromataceae. The annotation marks the transcript as partial.
CGUCCCUCCAUUCCUGUCCCGGCAGCGAGCUGCUGCACAGUCCUCUCAGUCUUUGGAGUGCUGAUGCUCGCAGUGAUUGGUCUCGGCUUUGCAAAUCAGUGGGAGGCUUUCGAAGGCUCAAAGAACGACCCGGAGGACUACAUGGGAGUGGCAACGGCAUGCUACGGAGCAGCACUGGUGUAUGCUGCCUUCAUCGUGUUUUGUGGAAGUCAGAUCUUUGCCAAUAGGAGGUACAGCAGGAUACAGAUCUAA